AUGAGUGACUGCAAGGAACCAAGGGUGCAGCCGCUGGGCCUCCUGGAAGAAGAUCCGACAACCAGUGGCAUCAGACUUUUUCCAAGAGACUUUCAAUUCCAGCAGACACAUGGCCACAAGAGCUCUACAGGGUGUCUUGGCCAUGGCCCCCUGGUGCUGCAACUCCUCUCCUUCGCGCUUUUGGCUGGGGUCCUGGUGGCCAUCCUUGUCCAAGUGUACAAGGUCCCCAGCUCCCUAAGUCAGGAACAAUCCAAGCAAGACGUAAUCUACCAGAAUCUGACCCAGCUUAAAGCUGCAGUGGGUGAGCUCUCAGAGAAAUCCAAGCUGCAGGAGAUCUACCAGGAGCUGACCCGGCUGAAGGCUGCAGUGGGUGAGCUUCCAGAGAAAUCUAAGCAGCAGGAGAUCUACCAGGAGCUGACCCAGCUGAAGGCUUCAGUGGGUGAGCUUCCAGAGAAAUCUCAGCUGCAGGAGAUCUACCAGGAGCUGACCCGGCUGAAGGCUGCAGUGGGUGAGCUUCCAGAGGAAUCUAGGCUGCAGGAGAUCUACCAGGAGCUGACCCGGCUGAAGGCUGCAGUGGGUGAGCUUCCAGAGAAAUCUAGGCUGCAGGAGAUCUACCAGGAGCUGACCCAGCUGAAGGCUGCAGUGGGUGAGUUGCCAGAGAAAUCCAAGCUACAGGAGAUCUACCAGGAGCUGACCCGGCUGAAGGCUGCAGUGGGUGAGUUGCCAGACCAGUCCAAGCAGCAGCAAAUCUAUCAAGAACUGACCGAUUUGAAGACUGCAUUUGAACGCCUGUGCUGCCGCUGUCCCAAGGACUGGACAUUCUUCCAAGGAAACUGUUACUUCAUGUCUAACUCCCAGCGGAACUGGCACGACUCCGUCACCGCCUGCCAGGAAGUGGGGGCCCAGCUCGUCGUAAUCAAAAGUGCUGAGGAGCAGAACUUCCUGCAGCUGCAGACUUCCAGGAGUAACCGCUUCUCCUGGAUGGGACUUUCAGACCUAAAUCAGGAAGGCACGUGGCAAUGGGUGGACGGCUCACCUCUGUCAUCCAGCUUCCAGCGGUACUGGAACAGUGGAGAACCCAACAACAGCGGGGAUGAAGACUGUGCGGAAUUUAGUGGCAGUGGCUGGAACGACAAUCGAUGUAACGUCGACAAUUACUGGAUCUGCAAAAAGCCCAUAGCCUGCUUCAGAGACGAAUAG
Symphalangus syndactylus (siamang) is the source of this 1200-nucleotide messenger RNA. RefSeq names its product C-type lectin domain family 4 member M (gene CLEC4M). The record is from RefSeq and is a predicted model, not a curated record. NCBI's taxonomy places the organism in Eukaryota, Metazoa, Chordata, Mammalia, Primates, Hylobatidae.